AGGUUUAAAACUAACUGUAGCUCUUGUAAAUUUGACGUUGUCUUGUUACAUUUACUUUAAGGCGGGAUUUAAACUGACAUCAUCAGGAUGGGGGCGAAAAAAAACCGUUUGACAGCUCGUCAGGCAGCUAACCAGUCAGCCGACGGACAGCUUCCUGCAUAUAGUUUUGUUAUUUGGGUUGUGGGCCUGUUCUUGCCGUUCCGUCGAUUUAAAUCCCACCAUGACAUCCACAAUAGACGAAAGCAAUAAGGAAAAGAUGCGCUCUGUGUCGGUGGAUCUGAACCAUGAUGCCUCUCUUCUCAUUGACAUUCCUGAUGCACUCUGUGAACGGGAUAAAGUCAAGUUUACUGUCCAUACAAAGACCACACUUAGCUCUUUCCAGAAGCCAGAGUUCUCUGUUCCCAGGCAACAUGAAGACUUCAUCUGGCUACAUGACACUCUGGUUGAGACAGAGGACUACGCUGGCCUAAUAAUUCCACCUGCGCCCCCAAAGCCUGACUUUGAGAGCCCAAGAGAGAAGAUGCACAAACUGGGGGAAGGUGAAGCCACCAUGACCAAGGAGGAGUACAAUAAAAUGAAGCAGGAGCUGGAGGCUGAGUACCUGGCUGUGUUUAAGAAAACUGUCCAAGUGCAUGAAGUCUUCCUGCAGAGAUUGUCCUCUCACCCCAUUUUAAGCAAAGACAGAAACUUCCAGAUUUUCUUAGAGUAUGACCAGGAUCUCACUGUGAGAAGAAAGAAUGCCAAGGAAAUGUUUGGAGGAUUCUUUAAAAACAUGGUGAAGUCAGCAGAUGAGGUCCUUAUCUCAGGAAUAAAGGAAGUGGAUGAGUUUUUCGAGCAGGAGAAGACGUUUCUGCUUGACUACUACAGCAAGAUAAAGGAUUCCACUGCCAAAGCAGAGAAAAUGACCCGCGCGCACAAAAAUAUUGCGGAUGAUUACAUUCACAUCUCUGCCACUCUGAGCACUCUCUCUGCUGAGGAUACCACAGCAAAUAAAAAGCACCUGGAGAAGUUGUCAGACCUGUUUGAGAAGCUCAGAAAAGUGGAGGGACGAGUAGCAUCUGACCAGGAGCUGAAACUCACAGAGCUGCUAAGAUAUUACAUGAGAGACAUCCAGGCCGCCAAGGACCUUCUGUACAGGCGAGCCCGGGCGUUAGUCGACUACGAGAACUCUAACAAGGCCUUGGAUAAGGCUCGACUGAAGAGCAAGGACAUUGCCCAGGCAGAGGAGCACCAGCAGCAGUGCCUGCAGAAAUUUGACAAGCUCUCAGAGUCUGGAAAGAAAGAACUCACCAGUUUCAAGGGCAGGCGCGUUGUGGCCUUCAGGAAGAACCUCAUAGAGAUGGCUGAGCUGGAGAUAAAACAUGCCAAGAACAAUGUGACUCUAUUGCAGGGAUGCAUUGACCUGCUCAAGAGCAAUGGACAAGACUUCAAGUAUCCAUGUCCUGCCAUUACCAAGUGACCAGUCAUAGAAAAUGGAAGCCUGGCGUCCCCCGGGGCCUUGCAUGGACAUGAAUCCAAGCCCUAUCUCUGUUCCCACCCAUGGGUCUGAUGCCACUUUAACACCCUGCGCGAGGCCAAGUGUCUUGUAAGCAGAAUGUCUUCAUGUUUACAAAGUCCCUGUCCUCUGGUCCGUGGUCCAUCCUUUUCCAUUAUUUAUGGAAGCCUAACUUGAUAUGAACGCCUUCAGAGAACGAGGCUGCCAACAUUAAGGUCUUCCAUUCCUUCGCAGCACCAAUAGAGGAGAUUAUAUUUUGUCCUAAUUAACUUUCUUUUUUUUCUUUUGUUUUACAUUAUGCACAUAGUACACAUCUUGCCUUUUUUUCGAGCAUAUUUUUGCCUACAUAAAUUCUGACUCUGAGCUCCUCUCUCAUAUACACUUUAAAAUACUUUUUUUUAAGACUUAAAGCAUGUUUUCACAUAGCCAUAACCUAAGUUUUAUGAUUCUGUUGGGGCUUUCUUGUUUGGCAAUGGAACAGUUUUACAGAAGCAAAACUAGUGCCUGGAAAAAACAUCCACAUGAUCUGCAUUCCUGGGCUCUGACAUUAGUGUACAGCCAAACCAACACUAGUAGAAAAAAAAACCCAACUCAUGAGUGACUUAUAAGACAAGACAGAUCAUCUUGGAGUGUUUUAAAAUAGCUGCUCCUCACCUCAGGAAUGGACAGUUGGAUCAGUCUCCACAUUCUUGUUUGUAGGAAGUGGCCUCAAGAUCCCACGGUUAUCAAAGAUGCACAUUAGUUUUGCAAAUGUGGAUGAAUCAUAGAUGAUUAGUGAGGAGAAUAAGUCAACAGCUGGCUAUUUGAACAUCUAGCAGGCAAAACCAAUAUUGGUAACGACUCUGAGUCUCCAUUUUAGUUUCAUUUGCACAAGGCAUGUCCAACACCCCUGCACUACAUCUAUCAUGUCCUUAGCAGCUUCUUCACCCUAACUGCCUCUGCCUGUUCACUUUUCAGUGUGUAAUUAUUGUUUUUCUUUAUUUUGCUUUAGAUUCCCCUAUUGUUAUUGAUGCUGUCUCAUGUACCAGACCUGAUAUAUUUACCAGAUCCUCAAAACAUUUUGUUUAUUUAAAGGAAAUAUAAGAAAAGAUGCACUAAGAUGAUGAAAAUGACUUUACAAUCAUGACCCGGCUCAGCGGAGUGUUAAAAUACAUUAUAGUUUUAUAAGAAAUUGAAUGUAUUUCUAAUGGAUUCAGACAGGGGAAUUCCUUUACAUUAUGCUUUUCUUACAGAACAUUAGCAUUUUUAUAAAUUUGUAAUAAUGGCAUUGAAUAAAUCCUACUUUCCCAAGA
This is a messenger RNA of Epinephelus moara (kelp grouper), 2787 nucleotides long. It is a transcript of the gene snx5, whose product is annotated as sorting nexin 5. Lineage: Eukaryota; Metazoa; Chordata; Actinopteri; Perciformes; Serranidae. Gene Ontology annotation, cellular component: endosome. Gene Ontology annotation, molecular function: phosphatidylinositol binding; dynactin binding. Gene Ontology annotation, biological process: pinocytosis. The record is from RefSeq and is a predicted model, not a curated record. The transcript has 13 exons. Bases 221 to 1459 code for a protein of 412 amino acids.